Maniola jurtina (meadow brown) is the source of this 2162-nucleotide messenger RNA. RefSeq names its product succinate--CoA ligase [ADP/GDP-forming] subunit alpha, mitochondrial (gene Scsalpha1). The transcript has 6 exons. Gene Ontology annotation, cellular component: mitochondrion; succinate-CoA ligase complex (ADP-forming). Gene Ontology annotation, molecular function: succinate-CoA ligase (ADP-forming) activity; succinate-CoA ligase (GDP-forming) activity. Gene Ontology annotation, biological process: tricarboxylic acid cycle. NCBI's taxonomy places the organism in Eukaryota, Metazoa, Arthropoda, Insecta, Lepidoptera, Nymphalidae. The record is from RefSeq and is a predicted model, not a curated record. The coding region runs from base 104 to 1105 and encodes 333 amino acids.
AUGUCAUAUUUUGACAGUUUGUGACAUUACGUAAUGGCAGAAACUUGGUAGUUAGUCAGUCUGUCACUAAAAUCUUUAAAAAUUCCCCUUAAUUUGUUAUACAAUGGCUUUACCGGUGCGGAUUUUAUCUCGUUGCAAAGAUGGCUUAAAGCUUGGCAACAUUAGAUACUCAAGUAACACACCAUACACUCAGACUCGGAAAAACUUGGCAUUAACAAGUGAGACCAAAGUCAUUGUACAGGGGUUCACUGGCAAACAGGGUACCUUCCACAGCCAACAAGCUCUUGAUUAUGGAACUAAGAUUGUUGGUGGUGUGUCGCCAAAGAAGGCUGGUACUGAACAUCUGGGUAGGCCAGUGUUUGGUACUGUGAGGGAGGCAAAGGAAAAGACAGGGGCCGAGGCGAGUGUUAUCUAUGUGCCCCCCCCUGGUGCUGCGGCUGCCAUUUUAGAAGCAAUCGAGGCUGAAGUGCCGCUUAUUGUAUGCAUCACUGAGGGAGUGCCACAGCAUGACAUGGUGCGUGUAAAACAUGCGCUGUUACGUCAGAACAAAUCCAGGUUGGUGGGCCCUAACUGCCCAGGGAUCAUUGCUCCGGAGAAAUGCAAAAUUGGUAUCAUGCCGGCGGCGGUACACAAAAAAGGUUGCAUCGGAGUUGUCUCUCGAUCUGGUACAUUAACGUACGAAGCUUGCCAUCAAACUACUGAAACUGGUCUGGGUCAAACCCUUUGCGUGGGUAUCGGAGGUGACCCAUUCAACGGUACAGACUUCAUUGACUGCCUGGAAGUGUUCCUGAACGAUCCAGAGACGAAGGGUAUUAUUCUCAUUGGUGAGAUUGGCGGGAACGCGGAGGAACUCGCCUCUGAAUACUUGAUUCAGAAUAACACUAGCAAGGGACAAAAGGCCAAGCCUGUGGUGUCGUUCAUCGCAGGGCUCACGGCGCCGCCGGGCCGGCGGAUGGGCCACGCGGGAGCCAUCAUCUCGGGCGGCAAAGGAGGCGCCAUGGACAAGAUCAAAGCGCUCGAGAAAGCCAACGUUAUAGUCACACGCUCACCCGCUAAAAUGGGCGUUGAACUAUUCAAGGAAAUGAAACGAUUAGAAAUUGUCUAACUCCGUGAAUAAACUACAACUAUACAAUUGUACACGCUCUGUCCAUUUACUUUGUAUAGACUUUUAGCAAUUAUACAGAAUUUAUUUAUUAUCCACCGUUGUUUAUGUCGGCGAGUAUCUGAUGUCUUGGAUCUAUGGAUUGAUGUGCGAUUAUGUAACAGUCAUGCGCGUAGCCGGCAGUGUUAGCCGAGAUGGGCCUGGUGUGUAAAACGUAUUUUGAUUGUUGUUAUAAGAAUAGGGAUGAUGACUACUAGUCAAAUCAGCGACUUUUUAUCAAACGACAAAACGCUCGCUUAGUAUGGGAGCUUGUAUGAAAUACACAGAUGUGACGUCAUAACAUUUGAAGUACUUUUUUAGUUUAAUCGAUAAUUUAAAAUGGUUGUCAAACUUAAAACUAUCAGUGAAUGUGGAUUUUACGAAUUUUGGAAGACCCGCUAUUUAAUAAUAACUUAAAAAAUAAUUUAUUUUUGACCUAGGCAUUAUCCCCAUUUGAUAUUUACGAAAAAUUUUGGUCUGUUUAACUUUUUUUGCGAUACACGUUAGGCCCUAAGCACACGCGAUACUUAUAGGUGCUAUUAACUGCCAUCAUCGUAUUAUUGUUGUCUUACAUUUUUAGGUGUCCGGCCUGGCUACGCCUAUGAUACAUGAGUAUUUUUUUGUUUGUGUUCAAAAUCUCAUUUCAAAACGCACGGUAUACUUACACCUAAUUAAAAAAGCACUCAAUUAUAAUAAUUGUAACGUAAAACGUAAGUGAUAAAUAAUCUGAUGAAAUAUCCACUCCUAAAACCGGAAAAAUAUUAAUGUGUCGUGUUGUGUAAUGACGCAUCAGAAGCAUAUCGGUAACCAUAAUAAAUGUAUGAAAACGAUAUGCUUCUGGCGCGUCACAGCACAACACAUUAUAUUUCCGGUUUAAGUUACCAUACAAUAUGUAUUGUAGGGGAAGCUUGAAUUUGUUGUAUUUUUAAAUAAUAUAAUGUGUAUAUUCUAAUCAUGGAUAAAGCCUUUUAAGACCUGUUUAAAACUUUAUUGAUGUGAAAUAAUAAAAACAAAUAUUAGA